CGGUCGCUCAGUAAGUGAGUAUGUGUAUGUGUGCAUGCGGUCGGUCAUUUAGCGGCAUUCGAGUGUGACCCGACCGGUUGUAAUAUCGCUGGCGGCUUUGCAAGCUUAUUUGCGUCUCUACUCGUUAACUCAGAGUUGCCCGGCUUGGCGGACUAUAACUCUGGCUGGGCUGCAGUUAGCUUGGUCGUUUGUUUAGUUUGUUGUUUGAGCCUCAGUCGAUUUUGAAGCUCGUGCGCGUCGCGUUAGAGUUGCAAGCGCAAACGGAACGAAAUUACCGUGUAUUUGUAAUCAUUAACUGUACUGUUGCACUCAAAGAAGUGAGAAAAUAUGUAAAAUUUUAGUUAUAAAUUAAAAAAAAAUUCAGUAAAAAUUUGCUGCACAGCGAAAUUUUUUACCUCUUUCAUAACGAGAACUAGACACCUUAGACUAUGGUGACAACAAUAAAAAUCACCUGCGAUGGCGUUUUCAUCCAAUCCAAUUCGUAUCUCACGCCCACUGCGUCCGGCGGUAACCAUGUCGAGCAUCACCAUCAGCACAACAACGUUUUACAACAGCAUUCGCCAACUUCAGCAACAUCUUCUGCCACAGCAACAUCGUUUGCUAUUUGCAGUGACGAACCCAGCAACUCCGACUCGAGCUCCAACGAAUUUGAGCACACGCUGCGUCAAAGUUUAAAGCGCCUGAAUUCGCCGAAGGUUGCGCUCAUUUCGGCAACUAUUACCAGCUGCAACAAUAACAAUAAAAAUAGCCACUCAUACUCCUCCUCAUCACCAUCGUCCUCCUCAACACAAUCUUCCUUCAAUUCGCACAACUCAAACUCAUUGCAACGCCAACGUCGUCAGCGUCGCAGUAAUUCGACAAGUCCGCGCGACUCAUUCAAAUUCGUUCCACCAACGGCGGGUGCACUAACAUCGCACACCAAAUCCGCCGAUACGCGUAGACGCUACUACUAUAACGGCGUCGGCGGCGGCAAUAGCAACAUUUACUGGUGCAAACAGGCCAUCAUUGGCAGCGGCGACAGUUGCGAGCUUAAGAAAAGCGCACCGAGGCAUUGUACGCGCGUCGCCGAGCAUGCGCCAUUGAUACGCAGCGCCAGCAGUGUGGCGACACAUAAAGAAUUUCGAAACGCGUCCACCGCAACCACAGCAGCGUCGGCGGCAGGUGUGGCUAAAGUGGUAGCCGUACCUCGAGAAAGCUGUGAACGACAGUCACAAAUCAAUAAUCACAACAACAAAAGCUUUAAAACCACUAACAGCGACACAGCAGCGGUUUUGAUGGCCGCAAGCAAAACUGUGCCUGAAAACUUUAAUCGCAGUGACGACAAAGCGCCGAGAAACAACAAGAAAAACAGUCUCAGCGCUGACAGCGCAGUGAAAGCCGAAACAAAACAUAAAAAUAACAGCGAUAAUAAUAAAGUAGUAAAUAACACUACCGACUCCAAAGCAACUACCAACAGUACAGCACAACAAAGAACCGCCAACAAAGUGAAUUCACCAAAUAAUACCAAAACAAAUUGCAUUGCUCCUAAGAAUUCCAUUGAAAAUCGUAAUUCUAACAAUUCCCUUCUGAAAAGUGUGCCAACAAAGUGCGCGUCUUCACUUAGCAAUACCAGCAGCGUUUCAUCCACCGAUACGACGCGACUCUUUCAUUUUCUGCGUGCCGCGCGUAAGUUCUAUCGCCAUGCCGCGCAUGCGAACAGUGAAGUAGUGCAAACAAGUGUUACCAAAAACUCGAAUGUACACGCGGAAGCAGAUGAAGUUGAUGGUUCGCAACACAACCAACAACAGCAACGGCAACAGCAGACGCCUUCAUCAGCGUCGACGAAACGGCGAUCCUCCUUGGCGACCAUCAACGAUCCAGUGGCAAUUGCAAAAUAUGACAAAUCAUCAGCAGCGGACAGUUUAAGCCAAAUAACGGUGACAUUAAGUGAUGAUUGGUUUGACGAAGAAGCCUUAAUUUUGAAGGAGAAUCUACAGCCUCAGCGCUCGAGUGGUGAGCAAAAGCAGCAGAUAGAAGAGAAACAAUCGCCUGCUGCAGCAGCUUUAAUCUCCCGCCGUAGCACAAACGAAACAACAGCGACUGCCACAAAUACCGCAACACCAAUUUUAACGCCAGCAAUACCAACAACCAAAGUAACCUCAGCAACUCUGCAAAAGCCAAACACACCUCAAAUUAAACAGGAGCAGCAUAAACAGCGACCACAACUGAGUAGUGGUGGUGUUAAUAGCAACAACAAUAAAAACAACAGCAGCAGCAGCAGCAGCAGCAAAAACCGCAUUAACGAUAACAAACCAUUUAUUGGUACGAACCGGCAUCACUGCACCAGUAGUUGCCGCAACAACUGCAGCAGCGCAACUGCAGCGUCAGGCGCCUCAACCCACGCAGCGAACACAUCCAGUUUACAUACACAAACAACAACUGGUACAACGCCAACGCCAGCGACGUUAACGGCUAACACGCCGGCGUCGCCGUCUGCGUCCAUAGUCUCGCCGGGAGCGAGUGAAAACAACAAAGUGAUGAACAGUCACGCCACCGCGACUCAGCAUAACGGACAGACAACAGUGGUUGGACAUCAUCGCGGCUUCUCACAACCAUCCGUGACAGUGGCGGCGAAUUCAGCAGGCGAUCCAUGGUUUUUACAGUCCACCGGGCAUCAAAUGCCGCCCACAGCGCCUUUGAGACACAAUAAACGCCCCGCACCGCAGCCAAAUCAUGGUGGUGGUGGUGGUGGUGGUCUCGGUGGUGUGAGUGGCGGUGGUGUAGGUGCGGCGGGGAGUGCCGGCUUAGCGAAUGCUGGCAGCGUAGGUGUCAGUCUAUUGCAUCAGCAGCAGUUGAGUCAGUCGCAGCCCCACAUUGUACCGCCAAAUAUACCGCCGCAUCAUCACAAUAACGUGAAUCAGCACCACAACGCUAUCCAUUUGUCCUCGCAUGCACUUAAUAGUCAUAAUUUAAUAUCGGCAGCGGUUGGCAGCAAUCAUUCACCAAAAUCACCCAAUCAACAACAACAGCAGCAGCAGCAGCAACAACAUCAUCAUCAGACGCAGUCACAGCAGGCGUCAGCUGCACCGCCGCACACACAUACACAUAUAUUAUCCACCUUUACGCCAACUUCCGGCAAUUGUGCACCUGCGGGUGGCGUGACAGCUGCCGCUGUGGCUGCCGUUACGCAACAACAACAACAGCAACAUCUGCAGCUACUGGCAAAUGCCGCCAGCAAUAGCAACAACAACAGUCUGAUGUCGUCCUCACUGAAUGCGGCGCAACACAGCGCCGCCCUAUCAUUGCAUGAACGAGGCCUGCCGCCGAAGAGUGGCGGCAUUGUUGCUGGCCUUGGCAGCGCUCUACACAGCAGCAAUAUGCUGUUGCAUCAAACUCAAGCGCCCACAUCGCUUUCAAGCAGUCAACAGCAAACACAAUCGGCGAUAUCACUCAACACUGCUGGUGGCGGCGGCAGUAGUAGCAGUGUUGUUGGUGUGGGCGCCAGUGGCAACAGUAAUAUUACUGGCACCAGCAUGUCCACAUCUUUGCACAGCUUCGAUAGCGGCAGUGCGGCGCCUAAUUCAUGGACAAGUAGUACCAACGUCGCCGUCGCAACAUCGUUGCAUUCGCCCACCAACGCUUUGGUCGGCGGCAAUCAGCACCAUUUACAGCCUCAACGCAAGUGCGAGGUGAAACUGAACGCAAUGCCGUGGUUCCAUGGCAGCAUAACACGCGACGAAGCCGAACACCUGUUGCAGCCACGCGAAGAUGGUCUCUUUUUAGUGCGAGAAUCAACCAACUUCCCUGGCGACUAUACGCUAUGUGUCUGCUUCCAGGGUAAAGUGGAGCACUAUCGUGUCAAGUACUUGGGCAACAAAUUAACCAUCGACGAUGAGGAAUAUUUUGAGAAUUUGGGGCAACUGGUUGCGCAUUAUGAAGCAGAUGCAGAUGGUCUUUGUACUCAACUAAUAAAAUGUUUGCCGAAACAGGGUAGACAGGAAUUCUGCAUUAACUCAAAAGAUUUCCUCGACAAGGGUUGGGUUAUACCGGAGGCUGAUUUGCAGCUGCGUGAAAGUAUCGGCAAGGGUGAGUUUGGCGAUGUGAUGCUGGGUAUACUGCGCAGUGAAAAGGUCGCUGUUAAGAUGCUAAAGGAUGAGGGCGCUGUGCAAAAAUUCUUGGCGGAAGCCUCGGUCAUGACCACUUUGGAGCAUGAGAAUUUGGUUAAAUUUAUUGGCUUGGUGUUUACCAGCAAACACAUCUACUUAGUGACGGAGUAUAUGAGCAAAGGUUCGCUGGUUGAUUACCUACGUUCACGUGGGCGGCAACAUAUUACGAAAAAGGAUCAAAUCAAUUUUGCAUACGACACCGCCUCCGGUAUGGAGUAUUUGGAAGCUAAAAAAGUCGUGCAUCGCGAUUUGGCCGCACGUAAUGUACUAAUCUCAGAAGAUUGUGUUGCCAAAGUGUCCGACUUCGGUUUGGCGCGUGAGGAAUGUUAUAAUCUGGAUGUUGGUAAAUUACCCAUUAAAUGGACUGCACCUGAGGCGCUCAAGAAUGGUCGUUUCUCCAACAAAUCGGAUAUGUGGAGCUUUGGCAUUUUGUUAUGGGAGAUCUAUUCAUUUGGUCGAGUUCCUUAUCCCCGCAUACCCCUUAACGACGUCGUGAAACACGUUGAAGUUGGCUACAAAAUGGAGGCGCCAGAGGGUUGUCCAGCCGAAAUUUAUGAGAUGAUGCGUCAAGCGUGGGACUUAAAUCCCUCCAAGCGUCCAACCUUUGCAGAGCUGAAAAUAAAAUUGUUGCAUCUAAAGAACGCCACGCCAGCGUGAGAGCAUAAAUGCAUUAUACAAGUAUAAAAUGUAUGGCAGCUGGCAAAAAUUUAAUAAUAUAAAA
Ceratitis capitata (Mediterranean fruit fly) is the source of this 4866-nucleotide messenger RNA. It is a transcript of the gene Csk, whose product is annotated as mucin-4. The record is from RefSeq and is a predicted model, not a curated record. Gene Ontology annotation, molecular function: ATP binding; protein tyrosine kinase activity. Lineage: Eukaryota; Metazoa; Arthropoda; Insecta; Diptera; Tephritidae. Gene Ontology annotation, biological process: protein phosphorylation. Bases 429 to 4802 code for a protein of 1457 amino acids. The transcript has 10 exons.